Molecule: messenger RNA, 1789 nt
Organism: Sapajus apella (tufted capuchin)
Lineage: Eukaryota; Metazoa; Chordata; Mammalia; Primates; Cebidae
Product: butyrophilin subfamily 3 member A3-like
Molecular function (GO): protein binding
Source: RefSeq, a predicted model, not a curated record
GCUCUGAAAUCCAGGAAAAAUGGCUGACCCAUGGACACUUCCUCAAACUCCCUGCAGCGGAUGUGAUUCUGGAUCCAGACACGGCAAACCCCAUCCUCCUUGUUUCUGAGGACCAGAGGACUGUGCAGCGUGCUGAGGAGCCCCGGGAUAUGCCAGACAACCCUGAGAGAUUUGAGUGGCGUUACUGUGUUCUCGGCUGUGGAAGCUUCACCUCAGGGAGACAUUACUGGGAGGUGGAGGUGGGGGACAGGAAAGAGUGGCAUAUUGGGGUGUGCAGUAAGAACGUGGAGAGGAAAAAAGGUUGGGUCAAAAUGACACCUGAGAACGGAUACUGGACUAUGGGACUGACUGAUGGGAAUAAGUAUCGGGCUCUCACUGAGCCCAGAACCAACCUGACACUUCCUGAGUCCCCCAGGAAAGUGGGGGUCUUCCUGGACUAUGAGACUGGAGAUGUCUCAUUCUACAAUGCGGUGGACGGAUCUCAUAUCUACACCUUCCCGCACACCUCCUUCUCUGAGCCUCUGUAUCCUGUUUUCAGAAUUUUGACCUUGGAACCCACUGCCCUGACCAUUUGCCCAGCGCCAAAAGGAGUAGAGAGUUCCCCGGAUCCCGACCUAGUUGCACCUGAUCAUCCUCUAGAGACACCAGUGGCCCCGGGCUUAGCUAACCAAAGUGGGGAGCCUCAGGCCGAAGUAACGUCCCUGCUUCUCCCUGCCCAGCCUGGAGCUCAGCCUCCCCCUUCACAGCAACCAAGCAGAGGCAUAAGACUGCAGACAUACACUGAAGCACUUUACUGAUGAUACUCAUUCAAUUAUUCAUACGAUAGUUGUUUGGGUUUGGUACCACUUAUUGUCCCCUUAUACAGAUAAGGAAACUGGGGUGCAGAAAAGUGAAUUCGCUUUACAAAGUAGACAUGACUAGUGAACAACAGAGCUGGGAUCUAUUCAUCAAUGACUAACAUUAGUAGAGAAUUUUAAAUGUUCUGACUGCCGUGUUAUGAGCUUUGGUGGCUGUUACUCCUUUAAUCCUCACAGCACUCUGUCAGGUAGUCUCAUUUUAUGAGUAUGGAAGCUGAGGCAGGGUGACAUUAAGUAACCUGCAUAACUCAUACGGUAAUUUGUGCAGUUGGGAGACGUUCAGCCUCAGUCCCUGGCCACUUGCCCAUUCUUUUCUAGCCUGAUUCUUCCCCCAUGGGAAGAACCCACCUGUAGCCCUGAGGUUCCCUUCCCAGGACAGCUCCAGGGUGGGGAUCACUGUAGGUGGUUGUGGGUUGACACCCCUAUUGACUCCUUCCCAGCUGAUGGUCAGAGCCUUAGACCCAGCACUCCUUGGAUUAGCUCUGCCGAGUGUCUUGGUUGAGAGAAUAACCUCACGGUACCCACGUGACACGUGACUUGGAAGACUUGAGGCCACACUCAAAUAAUGGCGCACAGGUGUGCCGACCCAACGACUGCUGAGUGACCAUGUAGCCAGAGCCAGGCUUCCUGCAGUCAGGGUUUCCAGGCAGAGCAAAUACCCUGAAGAUUCUCUGUGAUGCAGGAAAUGUAGAUGAAGGAAACUAGAACUACAGGGAUGUCUUUAAUCCUGCUGUGGACUUGCUCUCCUGGAAAGGGGUCUGUCCACCCCUCGUCAUUGGUCGGUGUUAAACCCAUAUUCCUUUCAACUGUUGCCUCCUAGGGAAACUGCUCCUCAUUAUCAUGACUGCUAUUGCUCCCCACUGUAUCCCCUCUAUGUGGCAUGUGCUUGUCAAGUCUUGAUCAAUAAAUUUGUUAAUAAUGCUUACUGUUCA